UUUUCUUGUUGGUCGUUCUUUAAAACAUUUUUUGCUCGAUACUUUUGUAAGUUUCCUUGUGAGCAGGAAUAAUAUAAUAUUUUAGUGAGUUGUGACUCGUGAGUGAGUCUUUAUAAAUAUUGGCAAUGGCGAUAAAUAAAGGUUCAUGUGACUUGGAAACAACAUGUGAUUUGUUAGAUAAGUUAACAUUGACACAAUUACACUUAAUUGAAGAUAAAAUGCGCAGUGAAUUGAAUUUGGAGUCGAGUAUAAACAAUGGCAGUUUUCAUUUGGCCAAGUCGAGAUAUAUAAUGGGUCAAAAUUCAGUGAGCAAGGAAAAAUUGCCAACCGAAAAUACAACAGAAUUUUCUGCGUCUGUAAAGACGGUUGGUAAACAAGAGAACAACAUUACACAAUUAGAAAUUGUCGAUCAAAAAUAUGACACAUCACAAAUAAAUCCAGUUCACUGGUUCGGAGUAUUGGUGCCACAGAAUCUACACAAAGCAAAGGAGCUAUUCAAUAAUGCCAUCAACUAUGUCGUAGAAGCGGUGAACAUUCAAUUGCAAAUCCUUGAUAACAUAAAGAAAAUUGAAACCUUAAAGGCAUACAAGAAAAGUUUAGUUUAAUGACUAAAAUAAAAUAUUGAUAUUGUUAAGAAGUAUUUAUUUUAAAGGUAAUAAA
Messenger RNA from Aricia agestis (brown argus), 660 nucleotides. Its product is annotated as coiled-coil domain-containing protein 115. The transcript has 2 exons. Gene Ontology annotation, cellular component: extrinsic component of endoplasmic reticulum membrane. NCBI's taxonomy places the organism in Eukaryota, Metazoa, Arthropoda, Insecta, Lepidoptera, Lycaenidae. The record is from RefSeq and is a predicted model, not a curated record. Gene Ontology annotation, biological process: vacuolar proton-transporting V-type ATPase complex assembly. The coding region runs from base 126 to 605 and encodes 159 amino acids.